UCUCCUGGGUCGUGUUAAUCUUUACGGUGAGGGCGGUGGUUGCUUAUUCAGUCCGAGGUGUUAGACAUAGUCUUCCAGCUUUGUAAAAGCUGAAAUACCUAGUCCCCUGGUCCGGCUCUAUUCGUUGUUUCAUUUAUCGGCUUCUGCUUUACAACAGCUCUCGCCGUAGCAGCCGCCGCCCAUCCUUCUUUGUGUGGAUCGGGAAGCCACGGAGCUGGUAGCGGCGACAGUUGGCGUUAGGGGCGAAGGCGAACGACGUUACCGGGAAGUUGCAAGCGGACGAACUCUUCCCCAUCCCGCCACCUGACAGGUUCCAAAAAUGUCUGACAAAAGUGAAUUAAAAGCUGAGUUGGAGCGUAAGAAGCAGCGGUUGGCCCAAAUCAGAGAGGAAAAGAAGAGAAAAGAAGAAGAAAGGAAAAAAAAGGAAACUGAUCAGAAGAAGGAAGCAGUUGCUCCUGUGCAAGAAGAAUCAGAUCUUGAAAAAAAAAGAAGAGAAGCUGAAGCAUUGCUUCAAAGCAUGGGGCUAACUCCAGAAUCCCCCAUUGUCCCUCCUCCUAUGUCUCCAUCCUCCAAAUCUGUGAGCACACCAAGCGAAGCUGGAAGCCAGGACUCUGGAGAUGGUGCCGUGGGAUCUAGGACGCUGCAUUGGGAUACAGACCCGUCAGUUCUUCAGCUUCACUCAGAUUCCGAUUUGGGACGAGGACCUAUUAAACUCGGAAUGGCUAAAAUUACACAAGUUGACUUUCCUCCUCGAGAAAUCGUCACGUAUACAAAGGAAACUCAGACUCCAGUUAUGGCUCAGCCCAAAGAAGAUGAAGAGGAAGAAGAUGAUGUUGUGACUCCUAAGCCUCCUGUUGAACCUGAAGAAGAGAAAACUUUAAAGAAAGAUGAAGAAAAUGAUAUUAAAGCUCCCCCUCAUGAGCUCACUGAAGAAGAAAAGCAACAAAUUUUGCACUCUGAGGAAUUUUUAAGUUUCUUUGACCAUUCUACAAGAAUUGUAGAAAGAGCUCUUUCUGAACAGAUUAACAUCUUCUUUGACUACAGUGGGAGAGAUUUGGAAGACAAAGAAGGAGAGAUUCAAGCAGGUGCUAAACUGUCACUAAAUCGACAAUUUUUUGACGAACGUUGGUCAAAGCAUCGUGUUGUUAGUUGUUUGGAUUGGUCAUCUCAGUACCCAGAGUUGCUUGUGGCUUCCUAUAACAACAAUGAAGAUGCUCCUCAUGAGCCUGAUGGUGUGGCCCUCGUGUGGAAUAUGAAGUACAAAAAAACUACGCCAGAGUAUGUGUUUCACUGCCAGUCAGCUGUGAUGUCUGCUACAUUUGCAAAGUUUCAUCCAAAUCUGGUUGUUGGUGGUACAUAUUCAGGCCAAAUUGUGCUUUGGGAUAACCGUAGCAAUAAAAGAACUCCAGUGCAAAGAACUCCGUUGUCAGCUGCUGCACACACACACCCUGUAUAUUGUGUAAAUGUAGUUGGAACACAAAAUGCUCACAAUCUGAUUAGCAUCUCUACUGAUGGAAAAAUUUGUUCAUGGAGUUUGGACAUGCUUUCCCAUCCACAGGAUAGCAUGGAGUUGGUUCAUAAACAGUCAAAGGCAGUGGCUGUGACAUCUAUGUCCUUCCCUGUUGGAGAUGUCAACAACUUUGUUGUUGGGAGUGAAGAGGGCUCUGUGUACACAGCAUGCCGCCAUGGCAGCAAAGCUGGAAUCAGUGAGAUGUUUGAGGGGCAUCAAGGACCAAUCACUGGCAUCCAUUGUCAUGCAGCUGUUGGAGCAGUAGACUUCUCACAUCUUUUUGUCACUUCAUCGUUUGACUGGACAGUAAAACUUUGGACAACUAAGAAUAACAAGCCUUUGUACUCAUUCGAAGAUAAUUCAGACUACGUUUAUGAUGUUAUGUGGUCACCCACCCACCCAGCCCUAUUUGCCUGUGUGGAUGGCAUGGGGAGACUGGAUUUGUGGAAUCUCAAUAAUGACACAGAGGUGCCAACUGCCAGCAUUUCCGUGGAGGGUAAUCCUGCUCUUAAUCGUGUAAGAUGGACCCAUUCUGGAAGAGAGAUUGCCGUGGGUGAUUCUGAAGGACAGAUUGUUAUAUAUGAUGUGGGCGAGAUUGCUGUUCCCCGCAAUGAUGAAUGGGCACGGUUUGGCCGAACUCUCGCGGAAAUCAAUGCAAACCGAGCUGAUGCAGAGGAGGAAGCAGCUACUCGGAUACCUGCUUAGUUCUUGAAAUGGGAUGGGUAGCCUUAGUGGAUUUGGGGAAGACUCUAAGUAGAUCCUAAGACUCUUUGCAUGCUUCUACCUAAGUUAUAAUCAAAAGGAAAUUUCAUGGAUUAAACUGUGGAUUUAAUGCCACAAGCAAGUCUUACAAUGUCCUUUUUUAUAUAACAUGCACCUUGUUUUGGAUUUGUGUCAUUUUUAAUACAGCUGACUAACAUUACAAAAUGCAGCCUUUUCUGAAUUCUUAUAUACAGUUGUCUAUUUCACAUUAGUUACUCUUUGGAAUUCUUUUCAAUUUAUAACAUUAUAUGCAGUAGUUUCUAAAGCAAGGUUAUGUAAGUUCUGCGUAUUUUUAAAUAAUCACAAUUCCUUGUUAUACUGAUAAUGUUCUCACUAACCAUAAAGUAUAGGAACAUUGUUUAUUCUUUGCUGUAGCAUGCGUAUGUCUAUCCAAGUUCCAUUCUGCUCUCCUUUAUCUUGUUUAUAAUUCAUGUGGUAGCUAUCUAAAUAAAAACAAAUCUGCAUAAACUUUUCA
Loxodonta africana (African savanna elephant) is the source of this 2747-nucleotide messenger RNA. It is a transcript of the gene DYNC1I2, whose product is annotated as dynein cytoplasmic 1 intermediate chain 2. Gene Ontology annotation, biological process: transport along microtubule. The coding region runs from base 320 to 2215 and encodes 631 amino acids. Gene Ontology annotation, molecular function: dynein light chain binding; dynein heavy chain binding. The transcript has 18 exons. Gene Ontology annotation, cellular component: cytoplasmic dynein complex. NCBI's taxonomy places the organism in Eukaryota, Metazoa, Chordata, Mammalia, Proboscidea, Elephantidae. The record is from RefSeq and is a predicted model, not a curated record.